UUUUAGAAAUGAGUCAAGAACUCCUGUAAACAAAACAUUGGAUAUUUAUAUAAUGACAUGCAUGCACAUUAUUCCCUGUCAAUUGUUGUGAAGUAGUUGACUUUGUUACAGCAUCAUGUAGGAAAAGCUGUUUUUCCAAUAGGAGCCACAUAAAUCUAUUGAGAGACAUUGGACGUUUCCAUAUGCAUGUGACGUCCACUCAGAGAUCAAAACCCGGAUUAUUGUAAGAGGACAUGAGAGCACAUCAUUACAUAAUGUAAAUAAAAACAUUGCAGGCAGCGCGUGUUCACAUUGGUGCGCGCUACACGAUGUCCCGGAUGAUGCUCGUACCGGAAGAGAAGGGGCAGCUCUCCCAGCCAUUUUGUGGCAGCAUCCCGCGAAUUGUUCGCAUCAAGCCUCGUAGAAUCGGAGGUGAAUCCCGCUGAAGGGGCGCCAUCAUGCCCGGACACCUGCAAGAAGGCUUCGGCUGCGUCGUGACCAACCGGUUCGACCAGUUAUUGGACGAUGAGUCCGACCCGUUUGAGAUCCUGAAAGCUGCAGAAAACAAGAAGAAGGAGGGGGCCGCCGCUGGGGCCACCAAGACCGCGGCUCAAGCUGCCAAGCAGCCGAAGAAGGAGUCACAGAAGGACAGGAAGAACCCGCUGCUCGACAAGAAGGAGGAGAGCCAGGCUCCAGUCCCCCUGAAGAAAGAAGGCAUCAGGCGGGUGGGUCGGCGGCCAGACCAGCAGGGUCAGCCUGGUUCCCAGCAUCAGGGUGGGCAGGGUGAGGGGCGACCCGGAGACAAGAGGCCGGACCGGAGACCUCCUCGUGAGCGCCGCUUUGAGAAGCCCACCGAGGACAAGCCUGAAGGAGGUGGAGAGUUCUCUGCAGACAAGCCUUCUGGAGACAGGCCCCCAAGAGGGCGUGGUGGCGGCCGGGGUGUGCGUGGUGGAAGAGGUCGGGGUAUGGGCCGAGGAGACGGCUUUGACUCCCGUGGGAAACGCGACUUCGACAGACACAGCGGCAAUGACAAAUCCAAUCAGAAAAGUGAGGAGAAGCGCAGCGGCAGCGGCUCACACAACUGGGGCAAUGUGAAGGAUGAAGUGAGUGAGGCUGAACAGGCUCCAGCUCCUGAGACGACCCCAGAGGGAGAGGAACAUGCACCUGCCGGUUCUGAGAACAAGGAGAAUGAGGUGGAAGAAGUUAAAAACGAAGGCCCCAAAGAGAUGACCCUGGACGAGUGGAAGGCCAUGCAGGACAAGGAACGCACCAAGGUGGAGUUCAACAUCCGUAAGCCCAACGAAGGAGCCGACAGCCAGUGGAAGAAAGGAUACGUUCUGCACAAGUCCAAGAGUGAAGAUAGGCCUGUCGGUGCUUUGAUUGAUGCCUCAGAGACGGAAGCAGAACCACCAACUCUGUACAAGGUGCCUGCAGUUCCCGCUUUGCAGGCCACCGCUGACGAGUCCAGUGACCACCACUUCCGCAAACCAGCCAACGACAUCACAUCUCAGCUGGAGAUCAACUUUGGAGACCUUGGCCGCCCCGGCCGCGGGCGUGGGGGCGCUCGCGGAGGCAGGGGAGGCCGUGGCGGGGGAGGCAGCAGGACAGCACGCGGGGGAGGACGUUCCGAAAAGGCUAGUGGAGUGUCAGUCCCCAAUGUGGAUGAUCCUGAGGCCUUCCCAGCUCUGGCCUAAAGGCUCCUUUUCCACCACCAGCCCACCCAUCAGCCCUUCCGGGGCCCCCCCCUCUACGAGGCUUGCAUGCUUACCACAUCUUCAAGUAUAUAAGAAAACAGAGAAAAAAAAAAAAAGAUUUUAAUGACAAAAAAAAGACUGUCAUCCCAUACCACUCACACCACCAGAGGACUAAAAUUUUACCUGUUUUAAAGGAGAACAAAAGACAAAAAAAAAGGCGAAAAAAGGACCUCUUGUUACACUGAAGUUUUGUAUUUAGGAACAUGAAAGCAGGGAUGUUUUCAUACUUUCUUCUUUUUUUCAGAGAUUAUGCAUACUUCAUUGACUUUUUUUAUUUUAUUUUUUUGUUUUGUGCUGCUAGAAUUUAUGCAUUUCUGCGAUUAGGUUGAAGUGUGUGUAUCUCUUCCCCUGAAGCUUUUGUGCUCGUUCCUCAUGACUUUAGCUCAGUAUUAUGGGAUCAUCUUAGAAAAGACUUUCUACUGGAGUGUCCCCCCCCCCGCCCCCACCCCUCCCAGUAAUACACACUGAUGUGGUAGCACUACACUACAUAGGAAACUUGUAAUAGAUAUCUGAAGUAUGGCUUAACAUGCAUUUAAAGUGUAAUUACUCUGAUCCUGACUACCCAUCCCGUUUGGGAGGCACAAAUUCAGGAUGGGUAACCAGGCGAAGUGACUUCCUACUAAAGCUUGGUAUUUUUCUGCUUGUUGUGCAGUGAAAGUAAAUGCCUCUUUUUCCUUUUUUGAUAGCUUGCCUUUUUUUUUUUUUGGUGGACCAGUGGUUAGUAAUGCUUUGUAUCCCCUGAUCCAGAUGUGCUUCCUGUGUUUUCAGGGUGUCCCAGGGCCCAAUGUAUAUCUUUAGGCUGGUCCUCUUAGGUCAUACAGACUGUACUACUUGUAUCUUCAGGACCACUAAGCAAAUAUUGUAUUUUUUUUUUUUUGUUAAGUGUGUGUGUGAGAGAGUGUGUGUGUGCGCGUGAGGGUAUGAAUGCAGCAAAGUGUGAAGCUGAAUGUGUGAUUUUUGACAGCUAGUUACUUAGAAUUUAAGUAUUCCUCUGCUAUGAACUUGCCAGUCUCAAAUGGUAGACUGUAAGUUCUCGCCUGAAGUAGUUCAUAAUGUCUUUUGAGAAGUGAUUGUUGAAAUCUAGGUGAGAAUGAUA
Molecule: messenger RNA, 2829 nt
Organism: Thunnus maccoyii (southern bluefin tuna)
Lineage: Eukaryota; Metazoa; Chordata; Actinopteri; Scombriformes; Scombridae
Gene: serbp1b
Product: SERPINE1 mRNA binding protein 1b
Exons: 9
Coding region: 438-1673 (411 amino acids)
Cellular component (GO): nucleus; cytoplasm
Molecular function (GO): mRNA 3'-UTR binding
Source: RefSeq, a predicted model, not a curated record